UAUGCAACAAAGUGACUCAUAAUAGCCACAAACAACGCAAACAAUAGAUGAACAACCAAAACCGAAGGAUACACGUUAUAAGACGAGUGUAAGGUCUUUGCCUAACUUGUAAGGAUGUCACGAAGACAAAAGGAGUAGAGUUUGAAGAGUUCGAUUUGAAAUAAGAAUUAAUGUAAGGUCUAGCAGCAGCAAAUUAUGAGAAGCCAUCUCCUAUUUAAGAAGAGUCAAUUCCAUUUGCAUUGGCAGGAUCUAAUAUUAUAGCAAGAGCUAAAAAUGGCACAGGCAAAACAGGAGCCUAUAUAAUUCCAAUUCUAGAAAUGAUGGAGAAAGAAGGUCAGAUCUAGAGUCUGAUCUUAGUACCUACAAGAGAAUUAGCUCUAUAAGUUUCUAGUUUAGUAAAGGAGAUUGGUAAGUAUAUGAAGGUUGAAUGUAUGGUUUCAACAGGAGGUACUGAUUUUAAAGAGGAUAUCUAUAGAUUGAAACAGGUAGAGAGUUAAAUGAUUGUAGGUAGUUCAUGUAUUGGUUGGAACACCUGGAAGAAUAUUAGAUUUGGCAUAAAGGAAAUUAGCUGAUUUGUCUAAAUUAAAACAUUUUGUUUUAGAUGAAGCUGAUAAAUUACUUUCAGUUGAUUUUUAACCACUUAUUGUUAAAAUACUUUAAUUUGCACCUCCAGAAGUAUAAAUUAUGAUGUUUUCUGCAACAUUUCCUGUUGAUGUUAAAGGUUUUAUUAAUGAACAUGUUCCAUAAAUACAAGAAAUUAAUCUUAUGGAAGAAUUAACAUUAAAGGGUGUAACAUAAUAUUAUUUAUUUAUUGAUGAGAAAUAAAAAGUCAAUUGUUUAAAUUUCAUAUUUAGCAAACUUGAAAUAAAUUAAGCAAUUAUAUUUUGCAAUUCAGCAAGAAGAGUAGAAUUAUUGACUCAAAAAAUUACUGAAUUUGGGUAUUCAUGUUUGUAUGCAUUUUGUAUCAUUCUAUUAGCUACAUUCAUGCAAAAAUGAAUUAGAAGGAUAGAAAUAAAGUAUUCCAUAGUUUUAGAAAAGCUGUAGGUAGAUGUCUUGUCUCUACAGACCUCUUUACUAGAGGAAUUGAUAUUUAAUCUGUCAAUGUUGUCAUAAAUUUCGAUUUCCCAAGAACUGCUGAAACAUAUUUACAUCGUAUAGGCAGAUCAGGAAGGUAAUUUAAUAAUUAAUAUAAUAAUUAGAUUUGGUCAUUUAGGUUUGGCUGUUAACUUUAUAACUGAAACAGAUAAAGAUACUUUGGUGUAAAUUGAAUAAGAGCUAGACACUGAUAUUAAACCAUUUCCAAAAGAAGUUGAUAAGAGUAUAUAUUGAU
Molecule: messenger RNA, 1330 nt
Organism: Paramecium pentaurelia
Lineage: Eukaryota; Ciliophora; Oligohymenophorea; Peniculida; Parameciidae
Source: the annotation of a GenBank genome assembly